This is a messenger RNA of Paracoccidioides brasiliensis Pb18, 957 nucleotides long. RefSeq lists its product as uncharacterized. Gene Ontology annotation, molecular function: structural constituent of cytoskeleton; actin filament binding. Gene Ontology annotation, cellular component: Arp2/3 protein complex; actin cytoskeleton. The coding region runs from base 1 to 957 and encodes 318 amino acids. The transcript has 6 exons. The record is from RefSeq and is a predicted model, not a curated record. Gene Ontology annotation, biological process: Arp2/3 complex-mediated actin nucleation; actin filament polymerization.
AUGCUCCUUCUAGAUUAUCAAAAUGUCCUGAUCCAAUCCCUCCUAACCGAGCGGUUCUCUGGAACCCCCCCAGUAUCCAUUGAUCAAGUUGUUUCCGACUUCGACGGCGUAACUUUCCACCUCUCUACACCCGAAACGAAAUCCAAAAUCCUCAUUUCCAUCUCCGUCAAAUGCUUCCGAGAACUGGUGCAGUACGGGGCACAAAGUGUCCUGGAGAGGGAAUAUGGCCCGUUCAUCGUCUCCCCGGAGCCCGGAUAUGAUUUUUCAAUUCUAGUGGACCUAGAAAAUCUCCCAGCUGAACCGGAGGCUAAGGAAGACUUGGUGAACCGUAUCGCGCUCAUGAAACGAAAUGUGAUGGCUGCCCCAUUUGAGAAAGCGUUUGACGAAUUCGCGAGACUGCAAGAGGAGGCUGCGAGAUUUACCUCUGAAUCAGCGCCCCAGGGUGUAAAGGAAGGUGGAGAGGUUAUGGCGAUCCAUUAUCGGGAGCAGGAGGCAAUAUACAUCAAGGCCAGCCAUGAUAGAGUGACCGUGAUCUUCAGCACAAUUUUCCGAGAUGAGACUGAUAAGAUAUUUGGCAAAGUAUUCUUGCAAGAGUUCGUUGAUGCGAGAAGACGAGCAAUCCAGAAUGCACCUCAAGUGCUUUUCCGCCAUGACCCCCCUCUCGAAAUCCAGGGAAUUCCCGGUGUCAAGGCUUCCGGAGACCACGACUUCGGUUACAUUACUUUUGUCCUCUUCCCUCGACACCUAACUGCUCAACGACGCGGCGAGAAUAUUUCCCACAUCCAAACCUUCCGCGAUUAUUUCCACUACCACAUCAAGGCUUCAAAGGCCUAUAUCCACACAAGAAUGCGGAGACGAACAGCAGACUUCCUGCAAGUUCUCAAUCGCGCCCGGCCGGAGAAUGAGGAACGGGAAAGAAAAACCGCAAGCGGCAGGACAUUCCGAGUGCAGGGUUGA